CGACAGAGACUCUUCACGGUGUUACGUCACGGCGCGAGGCGUUUACGUCAUCUGGGUGACCGGGAGACCCGGUGAUGUCACAUUAAGCAGGGAAACCUCACGGUGCGCCCCGCAAAAACGAGCCCUAACGACGCGCCGCCGACACCGAGCGUCUUCUGACAUUAACACGCGCGCUCUGGCCGCGGCGCGUCCGUCGGGCUUCUUAAAGGCGCAGCGACACCUGCGUCCUCCUCGCGUCACACCGAGGUUCCCCUCACAUCUCGUGAACCGACACCGACGCGAGCGCCGGAGCAGAAAGCGGGGAAACACUCGACGUUUAACGACGUGCGGCGAAUGAACGCGAGCGAACGGACGGACGGACGGUGACCGUGUUCGAGGUGUUGCGGGUUUUUCCUCGUCGCGUUCGGGUGGAGUCGAGCCACAUACUGAAGCCUGAGCUGUGACACACUUCAGGUGGGUGUUGACUUCAGCAGCAGGACUCAAUCAUGAAGGACGGAAUGGCUAAUAACAGCACCGCCAGCAUCUCUCAGGCCCGGAAAGCCGUGGAGCAGCUGAAGAUGGAGGCCUGCAUGGACAGGAUAAAGGUGUCCAAGGCCGCGGCGGACCUGAUGGCGUACUGUGACGCUCAUAUACGAGAGGAUCCGCUCAUCGUGCCUGUCCCGGCCUCAGAAAACCCCUUCCGGGAGAAGAAGUUCUUCUGCACCAUCCUCUGAGGCCGGGCCGGGCUGCAGGUUCUGCCGCGAGGUUUCCGCGUCUCUGGCUGCCGCCGUUGAGCUGUGUUUGAGUGGCAGCCGCCGCAUCUGUUGACGGUCCGAUCCCUCCUGGACGCCUCUGAGGGGUUUUUUGGGGGGGGGGUCAAUUAACUGGCAACCCAGUCAGAGCGUCUCAUGUCUCGUUAAAUAGGUUUGUUAUUGCUUCGUAAUUAGAGAACAGCCUUUCUCACUGCUUAUGGGAUGAGAGAUUUGUGUUUUCGUUUCGUUUCGACUCAUUUCUCGUGCCACAGAGGAUGUGAAACACCAACAGGUGGCUGUUUUGUAAUAUAUUUAGACAUUUUUAGAAACUUGCUCUAUAUUUGAUAUGCAUCACUGGUCAAAUGUUUGGACACACUUGAGCGAGGCUUCAAACAAACACACAUUAGUAAUUGAAAUCAUAUAUAUAUAUUACUUUAAACUAAGGGACAAAAACAACAGAACUCAUUAUGAAUUAUAACGAUGGAAAUGUAUGUCAAAUCAUACAGUGGUUAAGAAGUUGUAAACAAUCAAUUUUUCUUGCUAUUGCAAUUAAUUAUCCAUCUAUAGAUUUAAUUUAAAAAAAAUAUUCUCUCCAUGUUUUAAAUUAGUUUUGAUGUCAAAUUGUGAUUUGUAUGAAUUUGUUUACAAAACUAAAACUUGAAUUUGGUUGUUAAAUGUCCAAAGCAAGAGAGAAGCAGCUCAAAUUUGCUGUAUUUCAUAGGUUUCAUGACUAUUUUCUGUUUUUGAAUAUUAGUCAUAAUAAAGAUUGAGUAGAUGCAUCCAAACAUUUUUUGAUUUUGAUCUGAAUUUAGAUUUAAAUUAGAUUUAAAUUCACAUUUCAUUAAAUUUCUCCUUCAAUGGCUGCGGAAAAUUCAGCU
Molecule: messenger RNA, 1609 nt
Organism: Cyprinus carpio (common carp)
Lineage: Eukaryota; Metazoa; Chordata; Actinopteri; Cypriniformes; Cyprinidae
Gene: gng4
Product: guanine nucleotide-binding protein G(I)/G(S)/G(O) subunit gamma-4
Exons: 3
Coding region: 486-713 (75 amino acids)
Biological process (GO): G protein-coupled receptor signaling pathway
Cellular component (GO): heterotrimeric G-protein complex
Molecular function (GO): G-protein beta-subunit binding
Source: RefSeq, a predicted model, not a curated record